CAAAAAUGUCAAGUCUGUCAAAAUUCACGGAACACCACGGCAUCAUCCAUCAUCAAGUAUUUCUGAAAAACAUCUUCGUAUUACACUAAUUCUGAGUUUAGUGCUUGUGUUUCAUAAAUAAAUAUCUAAUAUUCAAAAUGGCAGAAACUAUGAAACAGACGGUUGCAAGUAUACUAAGAAGUAUUGAAAGGUAUAACCCCGCCAAUCUUCAGACACUGGAGCGAUAUGUAGAAAUGCAGUCACGUGAGAAUACCUACGACUUGGAAGCAAACUUGGCAGUCUUGAAGCUGUACCAGUUUAACCCGGAGAAAUUCAACCCAGAUAUUACCUGCCAGAUCCUUUUGAAAGCACUGACCAACUUCCCACAUACUGAUUUCACCCUUUGCAAGUGCUUGUUGCUUGAAUCUGUAGUUGAAAACGAGACUAUUUCUCAGAUAAAAUACUUGGCAGAUAUCCUUGAGCAGUGUGACUUUGCUCAGUUCUGGAACCGCGUGCAUCAAAUGCCCGAGCUGUGCAGCCGCAUCAGUGGGUUCCAUGAUUCAAUACGCAAGUUCGUGUGCCACGUAGUUGGAAUCACCUUCCAGACCAUCGACAAAAACAAUCUUGCCAACCUUUUGGGAGGAAUUGAUGAUGUCACACUAAAGCACUGGGUAAAGAAAUAUGGCUGGAAAGACGAAGGAAACCUAAUCUUCAUUGCCAACCAGGACGAAAAUAUUAAGACUAAGAACAUCACGGAGAAGAUUGAGUUUGAGCACUUAGCUCCUCUUAUGGCACUCUUGUAGUUUUACAGUUAUAUUUUUACAAUAAAUUUUGUGCUAUCUACAUAA
Molecule: messenger RNA, 827 nt
Organism: Ostrinia nubilalis (European corn borer)
Lineage: Eukaryota; Metazoa; Arthropoda; Insecta; Lepidoptera; Crambidae
Gene: eIF3k
Product: eukaryotic translation initiation factor 3 subunit K
Exons: 4
Coding region: 138-782 (214 amino acids)
Biological process (GO): regulation of translational initiation
Cellular component (GO): cytoplasm; eukaryotic translation initiation factor 3 complex
Molecular function (GO): ribosome binding; translation initiation factor activity
Source: RefSeq, a predicted model, not a curated record